AUGACCACCUUCUUAGCAAGCACUGAGAACUUCGAGACCACUGAUAUUGUAGAAACUACCAAACUGGCAAGUACAGCGACACCAGAGUCCGGCGAGACUACCGUCCCAGCAAGCACUGAGACUUUAGAGACCACUGAUGUUCCAGAAACUACCAAUCUGCCAAGUACAGUGACACCAGAGUCUGGCGAGACCGCCUUCCCAACAAGCACUGAGGCCUUAGAAUCCACUGAUGUUCCGGAAACUACCAAUCUGGCAAGUACAGCGACACCAGACAAUCUGGCAAGUACAGCGACACCAGAAUCUGGCGAGACCACCUUCCCAGCAAGCACUGAGGCCUUCGAGACCACUGAUGUUCCGGAAACUACCAAUCUGCAAAGUACAGCGACACCAGAGUCUGGAGAGACCACCUUACCAGCAAGCACUGAGGCCUUAGGGACCACUGAUAUUCCAGAGACCACCAAUCUGGAAAGUACAGCAAGAAUAGAGUCCGGCGAGACCACCUUCCCAGCAAGCACUGAGGCCUUAGAGACCACUGAUGUUCCAGAGACCACCAAUCUGGCAAGUACAGCGACAAUAGAGUCCAGCGAGACCACCUUCCCAGCAAGCACUGAGGCCUUAGAGACCACUGAUGUUCCAGAGACCACCAAUCUGGAAAGUACAGCGACACCAGAGUCCAGCGAGACCACCUUCCCUGAGAGCACUGAGGCCUUAGAGACCACUGAUGUUCCGGAAACUACCAAUCUGCCAAGUACAGCGACAUCAGAGUCCGGCGAAACCACCUUCCCAGCAAGCACUGAGGUUUUAGAGACCACUGAUGUUCCAGAGACCACCAAUCUGGCAAGUACAGCGACACCAGAGUCCAGCGAGACCACCUUCCCUGCAAGCACUGAGGCGCCAGCAAGCACUGAGGCCUUAGAGACCACUGAUGUUCCAGGGACCACCAAUCUGGCAAGUACAGCGACACCAGAGUCUGGCGAGACCACCUUCCCAGCAAGCACUGAGGCCUUAGAAACCACUGAUAUUGUAGAAACUACCAAUCUGGCAAGUACAGUGACAGCAGAUUCUGAUAUGACCACCUUCUUAGCAAGCACUGAGAACUUCGAGACCACUGAUAUUGUAGAAACUACCAAACUGGCAAGUACAGCGACACCAGAGUCCGGCGAGACUACCGUCCCAGCAAGCACUGAGACUUUAGAGACCACUGAUGUUCCAGAAACUACCAAUCUGCCAAGUACAGUGACACCAGAGUCUGGCGAGACCGCCUUCCCAACAAGCACUGAGGCCUUAGAAUCCACUGAUGUUCCGGAAACUACCAAUCUGGCAAGUACAGCGACACCAGAGUCCGGCGAAACCACCUUCCAAGCAAGCACUGAGGCCUUAGAGACCACUGAUGUUCCAGACACCACCAAUCUGGCAAGUACAGCAACAGUAGAGUCCGGCGAGACCACCUUCCCAGCAAGCACUGAGGCCUUCGAGACCACUGAUGUUCCGGAAACUACCAAUCUGGCAAGUACAGGAACACCAGAGUCAGGAGACACCACUUUCCCAGCGAGCACCGAGGCUUUAGAGACCACUGAUGUUCCACAAACCCCCAACCUGCCAAGUACAGCAGCACCUGAGUCUGGCGAGACCACCUUCCCAGCAAGCACUGAAGCCUUAGAGACCACUGAUGUUCCAGAAACUACCAAUCCGGCAAGUAGAACAACAGUAGUGUCUGGCGAGACCACCUUCCCAGCAAGCACUGAGGCCUUCGAUACCACUGAAGUUCCGGAAACUACCAAUCUGGCAAGUACAGCGACACCAGAGUCCGGCGAGACCACCUUCCCAGCAAGCACUGAGGCCUUAGAGACCACUGAUGUUCCAGAGACCACCAAUCUGGCAAGUACAGCGACACCAGAGUCCAGCAAGACCACCUUCCCAGCAAGCACUGAGGCCUUAGAGACCACUGAUGUUCCAGAAACUACCAAACUGGCAAGUACAGCAAACGCAGAAUCUAGCGAGACCACCUUCCCAGCAAGCACUGAGGCUUUAGAGACCACUGAAGUUCCGGAAACUACCAAUCUGGCAAGUAGAGCGACACCAGAGUCCGGCGAGACCACCUUCCCAGCAAGCACUGAGGCCUUAGAGACCACUGAUGUUCCGGAGACCACCAAUCUGGAAAGUACAGCGACACCAGAGUCCAGCGAAACCACCUUCCCUGAGACAAGCACUGAGGCCUUCGAGACCAUUGAUGUUCCAGAAACUACCAAUCUGCCAAGUACAGCGACACCAGAGUCUGGAGAGACCACAUUCCCAGCAAGCACUGAGGCCUUAGGGACCACUGAUAUUCCAGAGACCACCAAUCUGGCAAGUACAGCAACAAUAGAGUCGGGCGAGACCACCUUCCCAGCAAGCACUGAGGCCUUAGAAUCCACUGAGAUUCCGGAAACUACCAAUCUGGCAACAAGCACUGAGGCCUUCGAGACCAUUGAUGUUCCAGAAACUACCAAUCUGCCAAGUACAGCGACACCAGAGUCUGGAGAGACCACAUUCCCAGCAAGCACUGAGGCCUUAGGGACCACUGAUAUUCCAGAGACCACCAAUCUGGCAAGUACAGCAACAAUAGAGUCGGGCGAGACCACCUUCCCAGCAAGCACUGAGGCCUUAGAAUCCACUGAGAUUCCGGAAACUACCAAUCUGGCAACAAGCACUGAGGCCUUAGAAUCCACUGAGAUUCCGGAAACUACCAAUCUGGCAAGUACAGUGACACCAGAGUCCGGCGAGACCACCUUCCCAGCAAGCACUGAGGCCUUAGAGACCACUGAUGUUUCAGAGACCAUUCCGGAAACUACCAAUCUGGCAAGUACAGCGACAACAGAGUACGGCGAGACCACCUUUCCAGCAAGCACUGAGGCCUUAGGGACCACUGAUAUUCCAGAGACCACCAAUCUGGCAACAAGCACUGAGGCCUUAGAAUCCACUGAAGUUCCGGAAACUACCAACCUGCCAAGUACAGCAUCAGUAGUGUCUGGCGAGACCACCUUCCCAGCAAGCACUGAGGCCUUAGAGACCACUGAUGUUUCAGAGACCACCAAUCUGGCAAGUACAGCGACACCAGAGUCCAGCGAGACCACCUUCCCAGCAAGCACUGAAGCCUUGGAGACCACUGAUAUUGUAGAAACUACCAAUCUGGCAAGUACAGCAACACCAGAAUCUGGCGAGACCACCUUCCCAGCAAGUACUGAGGCCUUAGAGACCACUGAAGUUCCGGAAACUACCAAUCUGCCAAGUACAGCGACACCAGAGUCUGGAGAGACCACCUUCCCAGCAAGCACUGAAGCCAUAGAAUCCACUGAGAUUCCAGAAACUACCAAUCCGGCAAGUAUAGUGACACCAGAGUCCGGCGAGACCACCUUCCCAGCAAGCACUGAGGCCUUAGGGACCACUGAUAUUCCAGAGACCACCAAUCUGGAAAGUACAGCAACAAUAGAGUCCGGCGAGACCACCUUCCCAGCAAGCACUGAGGCCUUAGAGACCACUGAUGUUCCAGAGACCACCAAUCUGGCAAGUACAGCGACAACAGAGUCCAGCGAGACCACCUUCCCAGCAAGCACUGAAGCC
Corythoichthys intestinalis (scribbled pipefish) is the source of this 3600-nucleotide messenger RNA. Its product is annotated as mucin-17-like. The annotation marks the transcript as partial. The record is from RefSeq and is a predicted model, not a curated record. The transcript has 8 exons. NCBI's taxonomy places the organism in Eukaryota, Metazoa, Chordata, Actinopteri, Syngnathiformes, Syngnathidae.